Messenger RNA from Sciurus carolinensis (gray squirrel), 4149 nucleotides. It is a transcript of the gene Brd1, whose product is annotated as bromodomain containing 1. Gene Ontology annotation, cellular component: MOZ/MORF histone acetyltransferase complex. Lineage: Eukaryota; Metazoa; Chordata; Mammalia; Rodentia; Sciuridae. Gene Ontology annotation, molecular function: protein binding. Gene Ontology annotation, biological process: regulation of transcription by RNA polymerase II. The record is from RefSeq and is a predicted model, not a curated record.
GAAUCUGGCCAUCAUCCCACAAGCAAGUCCCCAAGACCCUCAGCCCACCAAGCUACCAGCCACAUGAGCGCAUCAUCUCUGAAGCAGUUGCUCCAGCCCACAGUGGCCAACGCUGCAUAAGAACAAGCUGUGCCUGUUGAGUCCUGCUCAGUAGCAGACCCGUGCACGGAAGGAAUGGUUGUUGUUUUAAGCUGCAGUUUUGGGGGUGGUUUGUUAUGCAGCAAUAGAUAACUGAUAUACGUGUCCGAUUUCAGGAGGUGAUGCCAUGCUAUUUGCCAAGAUAAUUGUACCCCUGGAUGUUUUGGCCAUCAAGGUAAUUAUUGCCAAAUGAGGAGGAAAGGACGAUGUCAUCGAGGCUCUGCAGCGAGGCAUCCUUCCUCCCCUUGCAGUAUUAAACACUCUCCCACCCGAGAAACGCUGACCUACGCUCAAGCUCAAAGGAUGGUUGAGAUAGAGAUUGAAGGGCGCUUGCAUCGGAUCAGUAUUUUUGAUCCCCUGGAGAUCAUAUUAGAAGAUGACCUCACUGCUCAAGAAAUGAGUGAAUGCAACAGCAAUAAAGAAAAUAGCGAGAGGCCACCUGUUUGCUUAAGAACUAAGCGUCACAAAAACAACAGAGUCAAAAAGAAAAAUGAAGCCCUCCCUAGCACCCACGGCACACCGGCCUCAGCUAGUACCCUUCCUGAGCCCAAGGUUCGGAUUGUGGAGUACAGCCCUCCAUCCGCACCCAGGAGGCCCCCCGUGUACUACAAAUUCAUUGAGAAGUCAGCUGAGGAGCUGGACAAUGAGGUGGAGUAUGACAUGGACGAGGAGGACUACGCCUGGCUGGAGAUCAUCAACGAGAAGCGGAAGGGUGACUGCGUCUCUGCCGUGUCGCAGAACAUGUUUGAGUUCCUGAUGGACCGCUUUGAGAAGGAGUCCUACUGCGAGAACCAGAAGCAGGGGGAGCAGCAGUCCCUGAUCGACGAGGAUGCUGUGUGCUGCAUCUGCAUGGACGGGGAGUGUCAGAACAGCAACGUGAUUCUCUUCUGUGACAUGUGCAACCUAGCCGUGCACCAGGAGUGCUACGGCGUGCCCUACAUCCCUGAGGGCCAGUGGCUCUGCCGCCAUUGCCUGCAGUCCCGGUCCCGUCCCGCAGACUGCGUGCUGUGCCCCAACAAGGGCGGUGCCUUCAAAAAGACGGACGACGACCGCUGGGGCCACGUGGUGUGCGCCCUGUGGAUCCCAGAGGUCGGCUUUGCCAACACGGUGUUCAUCGAACCCAUCGACGGUGUGAGGAACAUCCCCCCGGCCCGGUGGAAAUUGACGUGCUACCUCUGUAAGCAGAAGGGCGUGGGCGCCUGUAUCCAGUGCCACAAAGCAAACUGCUACACAGCAUUCCAUGUGACUUGUGCCCAGAAAGCUGGCCUGUACAUGAAGAUGGAGCCUGUGAAGGAACUGACUGGUGGUAGCACCACCUUCUCGGUCAGAAAGACCGCUUACUGUGACGUCCACACGCCUCCCGGCUGCACACGGAGGCCUCUGAACAUUUACGGGGAUGUUGAAAUGAAAAAUGGUGUCUGUCGAAAAGAGAGCUCAGUCAAAACGGUCAGGUCCACAUCCAAGGUCAGGAAGAAAGCAAAAAAGGCUAAGAAAAUGCUGGCGGAGCCCUGUGCGCCCCUGCCGACCGUGUGUGCUCCGUAUAUUCCUCCUCAGAGAUUAAAUAGGAUUGCGAAUCAGGUGGCCAUUCAGCGGAAGAAGCAGUUUGUGGAGCGAGCCCACAGCUACUGGUUACUCAAAAGGCUGUCUAGGAAUGGCGCUCCCCUGCUGCGGCGGCUCCAGUCCAGCCUGCAGUCCCAGAGAAACACGCAGCAGAGAGAAAAUGAUGAAGAGAUGAAAGCCGCGAAAGAGAAGCUGAAGUACUGGCAGCGACUCCGGCACGACCUGGAGCGUGCCCGUCUGCUGAUUGAGCUCUUGCGCAAAAGGGAGAAGCUCAAGCGUGAGCAGGUAAAGGUGGAACAGAUGGCCAUGGAGCUGCGGCUAACCCCACUGACUGUGCUGCUUCGCUCAGUCCUGGAGCAGCUGCAGGAGAAGGACCCUGCUAAGAUCUUUGCCCAGCUGAGUCUGAAGGAGGUACCGGAUUAUCUGGACCAUAUUAAACAUCAUGACUUUGCCACAAUGAGGAAGCGGCUAGAAGCUCAUGGGUAUAGAAAUCUGCGUGCUUUUGAGGAGGAUUUUGACCAUGUAGAUAACUGCCUGAAGUACAAUGCCAAGGACACCGUGUUUUAUAGAGCCGCAGUGAGGCUGCGUGAUCAGGGUGGCGUGGUUCUGAGGCAGGCCCGGCGCCAGCUGGACGGCAUUGGCCUGGAAGAGGCCUCUGGAAUGCACCUGCCCGAGCGGCCUGUCGUGGCCCCUCGGCGGCCUUUCUCCUGGGAAGAUGUGGACAGGUUGCUGGACCCGGCCAAUAGGGCCCACCUGGGCCUGGAGGAGCAGCUGAGAGAGCUGCUGGACAAGCUGGACCUUACCUGCUCCAUGAAGUCCAGUGGCUCGCGGAGUAAACGGGCAAAGCUGCUCAAAAGAGAAAUUGCUGUCCUUCGAAACAAGCUUAGCCAGCAGCACAGCCAGUCCCCACCAGAGGGGUCAGGGACUGGAGGCUUCGAAGAGGACGCCGCUCCGCUGGGGCCCGACACAGGGGAAGAAGUCCUUCCGAGGUUGGAGACUCUACUGCAGCCACGGAAAAGGUCGCGGAGCACAUGUGGAGACUCCGAGGUGGAGGAGGAGUCCCCGGGAAAGCGCCUGGACACAGGUCUCACCAAUGGCUUUGGGGGUGCCAGGACCGAGCAGGAGCCAGGCAGUGGCCUGGGGAGGAGAGCUGCACCCCGACGGCGCUGUGCAUCCGAGUCUAGCAUCUCUUCCAGCAACAGCCCGCUCUGUGACUCGAGUUUUAGCACACCCAAAUGUGGGCGAGGCAAGCCUGCCCUUGUGCGAAGGCACACAUUGGAGGACAGGAGUGAGCUGAUAUCCUGCAUUGAAAAUGGGAACUAUGCCAAGGCAGCCAGAAUUGCAGCUGAAGUGGGGCAGAACAGCAUGUGGAUUUCCACUGACGCCGCGGCCUCCGUUCUGGAGCCCCUGAAAGUGGUGUGGGCCAAGUGCAGCGGCUACCCCUCCUACCCGGCGUUGAUCAUCGACCCCAAGAUGCCUCGAGUGCCUGGCCACCACAAUGGUGUCACCAUCCCUGCCCCACCCCUGGACGUGCUGAAGAUUGGAGAACACAUGCAGACCAAGUCUGACGAGAAACUCUUCCUUGUUCUGUUCUUUGACAAUAAGAGAAGCUGGCAGUGGCUUCCUAAGUCCAAGAUGGUUCCUCUUGGUGUUGAUGAGACCAUCGACAAGUUAAAGAUGAUGGAAGGGCGUAACUCCAGCAUCCGGAAGGCUGUGCGAAUUGCUUUUGACCGGGCCAUGAACCACCUGAGCCGUGUGCACGGGGAGCCAGCCAGCGACCUCAGUGACAUUGACUGAGGCAGCUCCUGCAGAAGGCUGCCUGGGUCACCACUAGCCGUGAGCCUUGUCCAUAGUGUUCAUAAGCUGUACAUGUUUGUAUAUGGUUCAAAACUUAACUUAUUCUGAUUUUGUAGUCGUAGUUCUUUUAAUUCUUUUUCCCAGGGGCGGGGGGAGGUUUUGUUUCCAAGUUUUCUAUGAAACCGUCUCGUCGUGGCGCUUGGCGAGUGGGGUGCAGUGUACGCAAGUCACUCUGGUGGUGCCGCGUACCUCACUUGCUUCCAUCUGUAUGUAGCUUUUUUUUUUUUUUUUAAGACUUUUGAAUGUUUAAUAAUUUUGUAAAUCAUGCUCUUUACACAGAGUACCACUUAUUUAAUAAGACGGGGAUGUAAAUUUACAAUGACAAAUGUGUAUUUUAAGAAAGAAAAUGACAUUAUUUUGAAUGGUACUUUGUGCAAAGAGGUGGAGAGUAAAUUUAUGCUGUGUGCACCACUUGCAAAUCACCAAAAACACUCCGCCGGCGCGAAGCUGGGCGGGGCCCUCCUUCUCAUCGUCCUGUCUGCCCCCAGUCUCCUCUGGUCCGCCCCGACUCCUACAGGCGUGCCUCCCAGCGGAUUAUUUAUUGUAGAAAGUGUAUUCAGUUGCUUUAUAAUGAAAAAUAAAUUUGCAAAAGUA